GGUACAGUUUGAAAGUAGCCGUAGACGCUGUUAUUAGUCUGUCAACGCGACACCGCCGUUCAACCUCUCCGGUUAAACUUGUCAGGCUCAAGGAUUUGUUGGGGUUUUAAGCUCUCCAUGUAAGAGGAAUUACGAGGAACAGCGUAAACUAGCGACAUGUCGGUCUUUCUGGUGGUUGAAGAUGUGGAUCCAGCCGUUGCAGAGGAGCUGCUCGCCGAGGGCGCACCCGCAGCAGAAGCGCCGCUUCUUCUGAAUAUAAGUCGAGACCUGUUUCAGAAUGGAAACAAGUCCAUGGAGGGUGGUGGUGAUGCGGAGGAUAAUGAUGAGGGGGAGGAAGAUGAUGAUGAUGAUGAUGAGGACGACGAUGGCGACGAUGACAGUGGCACAGACAACUUGAGCUCUGAAAGGUCAGGGACCAAGCUGCAGAGAUGUCAGCAAGGAGAGACUUCAAAUCUCCCGGACACGUUCCAGACCAGCAACCUGCUGUUUUAUGAGAGGUUCAAGACAUACCAGGACUACAUGCUUGGGGACUGUAAGCCCUCAGAGGUGAAGCCCUUCAUAGCAGACUUCCUGGGGAAGGUGUUGGAGCCGUCUGACUGGUUUGCUGUGUGGCGCACUGAUGUCUUUGAUGUGCUGGUGGAAGUGCGAGAUUUGGACGUGGCGGACCUGAAGGCGUGUGUGACUGUGCCGCUGCCGCUGCGGUGUGACACCAGAGGCUGUGACCUCACGGUGGAGAUCAUGACUGCUCUUCUAGAGGCCACCAGGAACAAAGUGUCCCUGCGGGAGCUGUACGUGCUCUACGAUGAAUCUGGGGACUUUGAUCAGACCGCUCUGGCUCUGGAGCACCUCAGGUUUUUCUAUAGAUACAUCUGGAGGCAGUGGGAUGACGACGAGGACGAUGAUUUUGAUUACUUUGUUCGUCGCGUGGAGCCUCGUCUCAGACUCCACUACGACAUCUUAGAAAACAGAGUCUCCGCGGACUUGGUGGAAGAGUACGUGUCCUUACUGAAGAACUGUGCCCAGUGCUUCCGGGAGUUUUGCGACCUGCGCAACAGCGUCGGCCCUGAUUCCGACUCGGAGCUGGACAACGUGUCUAUGGUGGAGGCCUUGAAGCUCUACGACCAGCUGGAGAUGUUCAAACGGAAGCUCCACAUCAUCGAGAACCCCUUGUUGAGACACGUGUUGACCUGCAAAGGAAACUCCCGACAACAGUGCGUGCAGAGCCGCGGGCCCAGACAGGCGGGGGCAGUGGUGGUCCACGUGGUGAUGGGCUCCUGCGACGCUCUCCAGCUCGAGUCCCUCCUCAGCGUUCGCCUCAAGCCUAUGUGCUCCUCUACUAAGAUCCAGUUCUACACAGACCCGGUGUCGGCGGUGGAGUCGUGCCAUGAGGGGGAGGCUGUGAUUAUUCUGCCAGGGAUUUACACAGUCAGCAGCUCCAUCGUCAUUGCAGACUCCAUCUCCAUUGAAGGCUUCGGGGAUCCCGAUGAAGUUGUGAUUGAGAAGACGAGCAAGGGCGACUCAUUUGUGAAGACCACGGGAAACGAAGUCCGUCUGUCCAACAUCAAGUUCAUCCAGCACGACGCCAUCGAGGGCAUUCUGUGCGUGUAUCAAGGCACUCUGAACAUGGACAACUGCGUGCUGCAGUGUGAGACCACCGGGGUGAUCGUGUGGAACUCUGCACGCCUCACCAUGAACGAGUGUGACCUGUACGGCUCCAAGGGGGCGGGCCUGGAGAUCUACCCCGGCAGUGUGUGCAGUCUGGUCGGGAACAGCAUCCAUCACUGUAAAGACGGGAUUCUCAUCAAGGACUACGCCAGCGAGCUGGCCGGGAUGCCGUCCGUCACCAUGGAGAAGAAUUCCAUCUACAACAACGAAGGUUACGGGGUGAUUCUGGUGAAACCGGGAGACGGGGAAGAGAGCAGCGCUCCAGCCGACAAACCUGCAGAAGACCCUGCUGUACAAACGCCUGUGGACCAGCAGCAGGAAGGAGUUGCAGAGCCUCAGAUCUCCAGCUCUGCAGUCCCUCAGGUCGCCUCUUCCACGUCUUCGUCCUGGACCUUGUCUGGCAGCAGCUCGGCAGUCUCUCAGGUCUCCUACUCCUCCGCCACGUCUUCGUCCAGCUUGGCAGCGUUUCAGGUCGGCUCCGCGGAGGCCGGUGCUGGCGCUGAGGCUGACCCGGCCUCUUCCACGGGCAGGAAGUGGCACUUCAGCCGUCCACUGAGCAGAACCAGGGAGGCCACCUGCAGCCGGCCUGCCGAGGAUCUCAUGGAGCACCCCAUCUUCGUUUCCGUCAAGGAGAACCAGUUCAAACGCAACGGCAAGGGGGACUUCGGCACCUUCUUCUACUGACACUUUUACAGCCGUCCGCCGAGGGCCGAGUUCUGGCUCCACCGAGCGGCUGCGUUCAGAGACCAUGAUUGAGCCGUAUUUUGAAUUUGCACAAAUGAUUUUAUCUAAUUUAUUUCUUUGGGCUCCUGUCACUUUCCUUUUUUUUU
Molecule: messenger RNA, 2495 nt
Organism: Cololabis saira (Pacific saury)
Lineage: Eukaryota; Metazoa; Chordata; Actinopteri; Beloniformes; Belonidae
Gene: shcbp1
Product: SHC SH2-domain binding protein 1
Exons: 13
Coding region: 157-2349 (730 amino acids)
Biological process (GO): fibroblast growth factor receptor signaling pathway
Source: RefSeq, a predicted model, not a curated record